GUCAGUAUUCCCCCGGCCUUUUGGACUAUCUGUUGGGGAGGCAUAUAGUAGGAUAUUCAUGCUCAUUGUAUCACAGAAAAGGGACUUCUUUAGGGCGCAUUAUGGUGACGACAUGCUGCAAACUCUGACCAGUCUGAGAAUAAAAAGUCGUUCUGAGGCCAAGGCACUCAAGGAUAUCACGAGGGAGCUUGAUGGAGCGUUUAUCCUGUUCUUGGAGGAUCUGGUGGAUAAGCAGUUUGCCAUGACGAUUGCGGAGUAUAAAAUGAAAGGGAUCGACGGAGGUAAUCCGGUUGCGCGCUGGUAGGGUGAGAAAUGAUGAUGCGUACAGGGUGUUGACUGGACUGCAUACCUGUAUGAAUGUUAGUCUAAUAGUAAUACCUGACGCGUGAUGGCAUCCGACAGCGACUGGUGUGAUGUGGGUAGAUAGUUGCUUUGAUUCGGGGCCCUCGAUCCAUGUAUGGGUAUUGUGGUCAUCGCAGCUUGCUUAGAUGGCAGAAUCAAGGACACUUCUCGUAAUGAGCGCACUGGUAUGCCGAAGAGUUCGAAAGGCAGGUGUUGACGAGAUAAAGAUGACCCGCGGGAGGGAGAAUGGGGCAUAACUCUGAUGCAGUUGCUGACAAAGAAACUCGCGCACAAUCAAAUUUAUGCGCACAAUUUUUCGUCGUGCGAUCAAGAGGUCCUUAUAGGCGAUCGGAAAAUCCCGG
Molecule: messenger RNA, 704 nt
Organism: Aspergillus sclerotioniger CBS 115572
Lineage: Eukaryota; Fungi; Ascomycota; Eurotiomycetes; Eurotiales; Aspergillaceae
Exons: 1
Coding region: 59-304 (81 amino acids)
Source: RefSeq, a predicted model, not a curated record